Elaeis guineensis (African oil palm) is the source of this 2225-nucleotide messenger RNA. RefSeq names its product protein PSK SIMULATOR 1. Lineage: Eukaryota; Viridiplantae; Streptophyta; Magnoliopsida; Arecales; Arecaceae. The record is from RefSeq and is a predicted model, not a curated record. Gene Ontology annotation, biological process: positive regulation of growth.
CCUCUCUCUCUCUCUCUCUCUCUCUCUCUCUGUGCUUGUGUGUGCGCAAAGCGCUUACCUAAACCUGGCGCCACAGCAGCCUUAUCACCAGGAAUAAUUCGAUUCCCUGAAUAAUCACGAGGUCUGGCUGUCUCAUAACAUCUAGGCCGGGGUUUCAAGGUCUCUUGCUCGUAAUCCCUUUUCGCUCCAAUCCUGUGCAAUCUUUUUUCCCCUUGUAAUUCCUCGAUUCCUCGAUGAGGAAGCUGCACGCGGAAUCGUCGUGGUGGAUCGGGCGGGUGGGGCUGGCGAGGGGGGACGGCCGGAAGAAGGGCGCGGCGGCCAAGGAGCUGGAGCGGGCCGCCGCCAUCGGGGUGCUGGCCUUCGAGGUGGCGAGCCUCAUGUCCAAGGCCGUCGCCCUCUGGCACUCCCUGGGCGACGAGCAGAUGCUCCGCCUGCGCGACGAGGUCCUGCAUCUGGAGGGCGUCCGGAAGCUCGUCUCUGAUGACGACGAUUUCCUUCUGGGUCUGGCGCUCGCCGAGAUUAUGGACUCCCUCGCCUCCCUGUCGCGCUCCGUUGCGAGGAUCGGCAAGCGCUGCGCCGACCCCGUGCUCCAGCGGUUCGAGCACCUGUUCGCGGAUCUGGUAAAGAACGGCGUCGAUCUGUACGAGAUCCGGUACUCCGUGAAGAAGAUGGAGCGCAAGGCUACGAAGAUGGAACGGUUGGUGGCCGCCAGCUCUGACCUGUACCAGGAGCUGGAGGUGCUGGGGGAGCUGGAGCAGGCGCUGAGGAGGAUGCAGGCGGGCGCCGACCCAGGCCAUCACGGCCGCCUUAUCGACUUCAAGCAGAAGGUCAUCAGGCAGAGACAGCAUGUGAAGUAUCUCCGGGAGGCCUCGCUGUGGAAUCGGACCUACGACUAUGCCGUCCGCCUGCUGGCGAGAUCCCUCUUCACCAUCGUCGGAAGGAUCGAGCACGCCUUCGGCUUCCAGCGGAAGGCAGCUGCUGACUCGACUGGCAGCGACCAGAAGGUGCCCAUGAGCCUCCUUUCUCGCAGCCAAUCCAUCGCCGGACUGACGCUCUCGUCGGUCCAUCCAUCCAGGGGUGACGGAAUUCACAGGCAGUCUCUAUCCCAUGGCGGCUUGACUCCCGUUGCAAAGCGCCAGAAUUCAAAAACCAGGUGGCCGAUCGCCAGCCGACCUUUCAGCGGGUGCAUGGUCGGUGGAGAUAAGUCCCCUGUCCUGCAGAGCUGCAUCCCCUUGGAUGGUGGUUUCCAAAGGUCAAGUGUGGCAGCAUCAAGGAUUGCCAGUGGAGCAGAAGGUGCGAAACCAGAGGCCCGCUUCCAAGGCAACAUUUUUAAUAUGAAUAUAUCUCUGUCUAUGUUCGAGUCUAGGCGGAAGCUACUGAAUGCUCCGGAAUCGACCCUUGGUGCAGCUGCUCUAGCUCUGCACUAUGCCAAUGUGAUAAUUGUGAUCGAGAAGCUUGUGGCUUCUCCCCGUUUAAUCGGCCCAGAUGCUAGAGAUGACCUGUACGAUAUGUUACCAACCAGUGUAAGAGCAGCCCUGAGGGCGAGGCUGAAGUCCUAUGCGAAGAAUCUGGCUUCCUCGGUUUAUGAUCCAGUUCUAGCAGCAGAGUGGAGUGAGGCGUUGACGCGGAUAUUGGACUGGCUCUCCCCACUUGCUCAUAACAUGAUAAGGUGGCAGUCCGAGCGCAAUUUUGAGCAGCAGCAUUUGGUUUCCAGCUCGAAUGUGCUCCUGCUACAGACUCUCUAUUUUGCAGAUCAGAAGAAGACACAAGCUGCAAUAACGGAGCUACUCAUCGGUCUGAACUAUUUAUGGAGAUAUGGAAGAGAAGUCAAUGCCAAGGCUAUACUGGAAUGUGUCAGCAGCAAAGACUUAGAUGAUUGUUUGGGCUCGAAGGGCUGAUAUAUAGCCUUUAGCCAUACCUGAUUGCUACCGAUGCUGUUUGUUGGAUUGGGGCAGAAUGCUGGUGACUAACUUGCAUUCCAAGAUUUGUUUCUGAGAUAUACUUCUGGAUUUUACAUGGUUCUAUCUUUUUUCCAUUUUCCAAGGUAAAAAUUGAUGAUAUCAACUAAUGGUUGCUGAAGUUGGCCCUUUUGGCAUGUAUCUGAUGCAACUGAGCAAUGUUUUUACCCCUUUUAAGAGGUGUAAAUUCAUAGCAAAAGUACUGAAACAUUUUGUAGAUCUGUUAAGAAUCAUAAAUAUAGUAUAAAAUGACUCUUUGAAAAGGUA